Messenger RNA from Alternaria novae-zelandiae, 558 nucleotides. RefSeq lists its product as uncharacterized. The record is from RefSeq and is a predicted model, not a curated record. Bases 1 to 558 code for a protein of 185 amino acids. The transcript has 2 exons. NCBI's taxonomy places the organism in Eukaryota, Fungi, Ascomycota, Dothideomycetes, Pleosporales, Pleosporaceae.
AUGAGCAAAGCCCAAUACACCACGACCCUAUGGCAGAAAGAGAUGAAGGAUCAAAUCCUGAUGGAGAGAACCCGAUCUCCGCUGAAGAAGCGAUUGCUGUCGCUCUUCGUGACCUAUCUCAUGACACACAAGACUCAUUUGUUACAAGCCAUCCCCCCGGCCAUAAAUAAGAAGCCACCUGGGCAUCUUCGGAAACUCCUUUCUAAAUCACAUCUCACAGCAACGAUGACAUCAACGUCGUACGAAGCCAUCAUGUGGGAAAGCAAAAUCAAGAAGAAGAUCAUAUCUCACGCACGCUUUAUAUUCGCCGAUCAGGUCCGUCCUGGCACUGCCUUCGACGUCGUCACCACUAUGCACGUUACCAUCAAGGAGGGCCAGCAAUAUACAGGCUAUAUUUUGCAUCUCAUCGCCCUCGAUGAGCUGGCUCACCAAGGAAAGCGGAAGGUUCUGAUGUCGUCGAAGGAGAAUGCUACCGAGGCGGAUGGCUUGGAUCUACUUAUGAGGGGACUGCAGGGCAGGCUUUCAACUAUGAUAGGUAAAGGCGUGGAGGACGUGUAG